GAAACACCAGGCAAAGCCAGUGCCUCCCUGCCCGCCCCACUUUCUGGCUUCCCCAAGCUCUUGGCCAUGGCUGUCAAAAGCUCCUCGCUGGCGUGGUCCUUCCUGGCCGUGGUCUUCAUGAUUGCAGGGGCCGCUGCCGUCCAGAGCGCCUGCGGACAUCACUACCGCUACCGCAAGCCACGAGCCGACACCUACGAGUGGCAGGGCUACUUUGUGGCCCUGACCAUCCUCCUGGGCAGCGGCUGCGGCCUGGCCUGGUGCAUCCUCAUUGUCACCUACAACAUGGGCCAAAGGGGAGGCCAGGAGUUGCCACAGAUCCCCUCUGCAGGUGAAGAGAUGCCCGCAGCCAUGGGCCACCAAGACAAACUGACACUGAGCCCAGGGAUGAACCGUGAAAGGUCCGUCAGCUUUGCGACCCUGCCUGGGCUGAAGAGCCAAGUCACAAAAGAGGAGGACCAGCCUUGGCUGAAGCGACAAGUCUCAAAUGAGGAGGUUCGGACGAAGUCCCAGUUGGACACAAGCAUAGGAAGUCGGACGCCGUCCCAACUGAACUUAAACCAGGGGGUUCGGGCCCCAUCCCAGAUGAACGCAAGCGAGGCAGUUAGCAGCCCGUCACAGAUGAACACAAAUGAGGGGGUACGGACCCUGUUCCAGAUGAACGAGGCAAAUAGGGUUCCAGCCCAGAUGAACAUGAAUGAGGGGAUGAGGGCCCAAUCCCAGGUGGAUGAAAUGAUUGGGAACCCCUCCCAGAUGAACACAAACGGGGCAAUUUGGACCUCCUCCCAGAGGAACAUGAACGAGGUGAACAGGGCCCCCUCCCAGAUGAACACGAAUGAGGCAAUUUGGACCGCAUCCCAGAUGAACACGAACAAGGUGAUUUGGACUUCCUCCCAGAUGAAAGCAAAUGAAGCAGUUUGGACCCCCUCCCAGAGGAACAUGAACGAGUUGAAAAGGACCCCAUCCCAGGUGAACAUGAAGGAAGCAAUUUGGACCCCCUCUCAGAACGAGGUGACUAGGACCCCAACCCAGAAUAACAUAAACAAGCUAAAAAGGGCCCCAACGCAGCUGAACAUAAAUGAAACGGUUGGGACCCCAUCCCUUCCACCUCAGCAGGAAGGCCAGUCCUCCAGGCCCGAAGAGCAAGGCGGUGGCACUCUGUGGAACUUCAUGGAGCAGGAGCUGGAAAGGCUUCUGAGCGCCCUACGCCUCCACCGGACCCCCACGCCAACCCCCGCGGCGGAGGAGACGCCUGCCCCUUUGGCCAACGAUACUCCGAGUGCCCCAGCUGAGGAGGCUCCGAAACCCCGGGCUGAGGAGGUGCUGGGCCUCGACCAGACUGAGGACAAGGAGACCUUGAUGCACCUCAUCAUCUGUGAAGUCCCCCAAGACAGAGGAGCCACCAGGGGUCGGGGGCGCAAGAGAAAAGCAAGCAGAGGACGCAAAUAAAGUGCAGAGAAUGAGAGAGGGUGGUAGAUCGGUGUGUCUGUUGUGAGACAGGAGGAGUCAUUGGCAGAAACGGCUUCCUUCGCCGCCACCCUCCUGCAUAUAUCCCCAGGAGAUUCCUUGAUUUUAAAGCAGUUCUUCAUCCCAGGAGCUCCGAAGGGCCUACAUGACCCUCAUAGAAUUGCAGAGUUGAAAGAGACCCCCCAAAGGGUCCUCUAUUCCAACCCCCUGCAAUGCAGGAAUAGGAGGAGCCACCCUGUUAAUCUCAAAGCAACCCUGGGAAGUAGGCUAGGCUGCCCCAAGUAUACCCAGUGAGCUUUGUGACUGAGCAGAGUUUUGAACGCAGGACUCCCUCUUCUAAGUCCAACAGGCCGAACUUCCCCCAAACCUGGUGCCGUGGGUGUAGCCAGGAUUUAUUUUAGGGGAGGAACAGGCUUUAUGGGGGGUGGGGAAGUAGAACUGAGCUAUCUGUGAUGCAAUUGGUCAGUUAGUUGAGUAUUUUUAUUUAUUACUUGAUUUAGUGGGGGGCAGCGGUCCCACUGCUAUGCCCAUGCCUGGUGCCCUCCAGAUGUUUUGGACUACAACUCCCAGCAAGUCCCAGGCAGCACAGCUGUAUGAUGCUAGGAUUGGAGGGAGCUUGUACUGUAGUCCAAAACCUUAGGCCUGUUGCUCUCAGGCUAACCCGGCUGUCAGGAGCCAGAAUCCAAAACAGUGCAGGCCUAGUGCUCCUACCAACUCUUCCCAGCAGGCAAAUUGUCCCAUGAACUAAAAGUUAUCUAAAGGGCAGAGCUCAAAUGACCUUUUUCCACACAUGAUUUCAUAUCUUAUACAAAUACCAAGGGAAAUGGUUUCUCAGCGCCACCAGUUUUUGCCAAUGUCUGGUUCAUUUAAGCUCAUAUAGAACCUUUAUUCUCUAUCA
Podarcis muralis (Common wall lizard) is the source of this 2362-nucleotide messenger RNA. NCBI's taxonomy places the organism in Eukaryota, Metazoa, Chordata, Lepidosauria, Squamata, Lacertidae. The record is from RefSeq and is a predicted model, not a curated record.